GGAAGGUUAGUGUAAGUGUUUACUUCAGUGUAGCCCUUUCGAGACUGAGGGAGCUUUGGUGCUGGUAGUCAAGCGGUUCUCGUCUGCAGUUGAAGUCUUCCCCGUUCAUUCCUUUUUGCUUUUGAUAUUCCUUUUAUUUUGUAGUUAUUUGUAAGGACCACAUUUUAAAUACAAAAUAGCCAUGGACAGCAUCAAGAAGAAGAUGAUCGCCAUGAAAAUGGAGAAGGAGAAUGCCCAAGACAGGGCUGAACAGCUGGAGCAACAGCUAAGGGAUACAGAAGAGCAGAAAGCGAAGAUAGAGGAAGAUCUCACAUCACUGCAGAAAAAGCACUCCAACUUAGAGAACGAGUUCGACAUCGUCAACGAAAAGUACCAGGAAUGCCAGGCCAAGUACGAGGAGGCAGAGAAAAAGGCUUCCGAGUCAGAACAAGAGAUCCAGAGUUUGAACCGAAGGAUCCAGCUCCUGGAAGAAGACAUGGAGCGAUCCGAGGAGAGGCUCCAGACCGCUACAGAAAAGUUGGAGGAAGCUUCCAAAGCCGCAGACGAGAGCGAAAGAGGUCGCAGGACCCUAGAGAGCAGAAGCAGGACAGAUGAAAAUAGAAUGGAUGACAUGGAAAGCAAAUUGCGACAACUCACAGAGGUCGCCGAGCAGGCUGAGAGCCGAUAUACAGAGGCUGCACGAAAAUUAUGUGUACUUGAAGGAGAAUUAGAAAGAGCAGAGGAACGUUAUGAAUUAGCAGAAAGCAAAGUUAAGACUUUAGACGAUGAAUUGCAUGCAGCCACUAAUAGCCUUAAAGCUUUAGAAAUUUCUGAUGAAAAGGCUUCACAAAGAGAAGACAGCUAUGAAGAAACCAUUAGAGAUCUUACUCAGAGGUUGAAGGAUGCUGAGAACCGUGCCACUGAAGCUGAACGAACCGUAUCCAAACUUCAGAAGGAGGUCGACAGACUUGAAGAUGAACUGCUUGCAGAAAAAGAGAGAUACAAGGCCAUCAGUGACGAGUUGGAUCAGACCUUCGCCGAGCUCGCAGGAUAUUAAUUUUUCCUCUCUUCCCUCACCUCUGUCACAAGGCCAACACACGAGAUGGAAAGACUUUUUUCAUGGCUGGCACACGGUCACUGUUGUAAAUGAACAUUUAUUAUAUUUCAUCUGUAUAAUGGUGUUAGAGAUUUAUUUAAAAUGUGGACGGAGAUUUUUCUUUAUGACUGAUCAAAUGUAUUUCAUGAAGUGUUCUCGUGAACAAACUUUCUAAAUUAAAAAAAAAAACAUUAUAAAACUACUGAGGGUGGACUUAGAUCUUUCUUUUUUAUCAUCAACUCUUGUUUCUAUAUGUUGUAUGUUUCAAAUGAUAGGUAUGUUAAAAACAAACUAGGUUACUAAAUCAGAUAAUAUAUAUUUAUAUAUGUUUAUAUGUGAUACAUAUUUAUAUUGUUCUGUAUAUAGAACGAUUCAUUUUUUCGAAUCUGCAUUGAACUGCCAGACUUAGGGUUGCCAGACUUCGGGCCAUUUCUCUCCAGUGCUCUAGUAACCUGGUUUUGUUUUAACAUUUGGCUGUGGGGAAUUUUGUUUGGUCAGUGGUGGAAAUUUUGGGGCCAUCCGAAUGGCAACUUUUAUAUGGUGACUUCCAAAUGCAUAUCGAGCCAAAUUCAGGGGAAUGCAUUAAAUUUGAUGUUAAAUAAAUAAGACUUCCCAUCCACUAUAGACAUGGCAAUAUCCAGCUUUAAUUCAUUUCUGUCGGCCAUUUUGAUGCUAAAAUUUCCACACCUGUCUACGAUUUACGACUGUAUAUAUAAUCCUUGUACACUAUGUAAACAUUAUGUAUGCCAGUGAAGGUUUACCAUGUACAAGGAAACAUCAUAUUUCCAAUUAUAGAUGUAUGUGACAAAAUUUUGUCAGUUCCUUAAUUUCUAUCUUCUAUAAAUUUUAUAUGAAAUUUGUUUAUCUUUUUAUCGUAUUACACAGUUGUCAUAUUUUUACUAGACAAGCAAUAGGACUCUGUAGAAUGUACUAAUAUCUUGAAUUUUGUUUACCAGUAGACAGGGGAGGCCACUCUCCGCUGGUCACGUGAUAUUCGCUUUCUCUACUGCUUGAGUCUUUUGUCCCUGGAUAUUGCCUUAACCGAAAUAAACUGUACUUGCUUACCUGA
This is a messenger RNA of Saccostrea echinata, 2144 nucleotides long. Its product is annotated as tropomyosin. Gene Ontology annotation, biological process: muscle contraction; actin filament organization. The coding region runs from base 182 to 1036 and encodes 284 amino acids. Gene Ontology annotation, molecular function: actin filament binding. Lineage: Eukaryota; Metazoa; Mollusca; Bivalvia; Ostreida; Ostreidae. The record is from RefSeq and is a predicted model, not a curated record. The transcript has 9 exons. Gene Ontology annotation, cellular component: actin filament.